AUGAAAUUCUACAGCAAAUAUGCCUCAAUAGACCUGUCAUCUUUCAGCCAGGUCAACCAUAUCUGCAAACAGGUGGGAGUCCCUAUUCUUUAUCGAAACCUUACCCUUACAUUCGAGGCUAUCCAAAGCCAAGACGCUACAUUGUCAAAAGUGACAGAUGCUCCCCUGGGAAGCCAUUUCAAGAAAUAUGCCAGGAGGUUAUCCGUUGUGUGCAUCGAGUUGCCGGCAGACUGUGAAUUCGAACAAGCCCAGGCGUGGAAGUUGGAGCCAUGGGCAAUUAGUAUGGCAACCGAUCGAAAGCCGGCGACGAGGAAAGGCUUCUUGGAGCAUUAUAUGACCUCUUGCUACUCGCCAAGUGGCGGAUAUAUCCUUUCGAGUGUUCCCCGAAGGGUUAGCGAAACUCGAAACUGGGCACCGGCUGUGUCGCUUAUCGUUAGCUUAGACCGCCUUGAACAAUUUGACUUUGUCACGAGUAACGACUUCACAACUAGCUUGAUGGAAGCUUUCUCGCACUAUCUAGUCCACUCUCUCCAGAAGCUAAGACCGUAUCUAACGGGGACUACGAAUUCAAUAUAUAUACCCUUCAGCUACCGGGCCUUCACACCCUGA
Messenger RNA from Penicillium atrosanguineum, 609 nucleotides. RefSeq lists its product as uncharacterized. NCBI's taxonomy places the organism in Eukaryota, Fungi, Ascomycota, Eurotiomycetes, Eurotiales, Aspergillaceae. Bases 1 to 609 code for a protein of 202 amino acids. The record is from RefSeq and is a predicted model, not a curated record. The transcript is spliced from 2 exons.